AUGGCUGAUUCAACCCAUCUCCUACUCUACCACCAAAACUCAUCUGAUUCAAUCGUUCAUCAUCAAGAUUAUGAUGCACACAACCUUUCAUCUCUUAGCUCCACAAUAGACAAGUGCAUUGGAGAUAAACUCAACUGGACCCAAUUCCUCCAAGCUCUUCUCAUCUCAUGUUCAUGGUUCUUUGAUGGUCAACAAGCAUUCAUCACUAUCUUCACAGACGCACACCCAUCAUGGCACUGCAUCGACAAUCCAUGCAACUCAGCCACCACCAACAUGUGCACCCUUCCCAAGUACUCAUGGGCCUGGGAUGGGCCCACGCAUGCCUCCAUCAUCUCAGAAUUUGGGCUGGAGUGUUCGAGCUCCUUCAUCAUGGGCCUUCCAGCCUCCAUGUUCUUCGCGGGCUGCUUCGUUGGUGGGCUUGUAUUCUCCACUCUGGCUGACUCCUCAUUCGGUCGCAAGAACAUGCUCUUCUUUUCAUGCCUCAUCAUGUCCCUCUCUUCCUUCCUUGCCACUUUCUCAGCCAACGUUUGGGUUUACUCAGCUCUCAAAUUCCUCAGUGGCUUUGGCCGCGGCACCAUUGGAACUGUGACACUUGUGUUGGUCUCUGAACUCGUCGCUAAAGGGUGGCGUGGCAAGCUUGGUGUCAUGGGUUUCUCCUUUUUCAGUAUAGGGUUUCUGACCCUCUCACCCUUGGCCUACAUAAACCAAGGAUUUUCAUGGAGAAACCUAUAUCUAUGGACUUCUCUUCCAUCUAUUUUAUACUGCGGAUUAGUCCACUUUUUCGUUCCCGAGUCUCCAAGGUGGCUUCUCAUAAGGGGCAAGAAAGAAGAAGCUAUGAAAAUAUUGAAAAACAUCAAUACAUCAAUAACUCAUAGUAGCUUAAAGUUCGCUAUAUCACGCCUGUCCCUUGAGGAAGAAGUUUGGAAUGCAGAUUUGUUCUCGGCCCUCAAGAUUAUGUUGCAAAAGAAAUGGUCUUCAAGAAGGAUAUUAACGAUUACAGCCAUGGGGUUAGGCAUUGGAUUGGUUUAUUAUGGCAUGCCACUAGGUCUUGGAAUUUUGUCAUUCAACCUUUACCUGAGUGUCACAUUUAAUGCCUUGUCUGAGAUUCUAUCCGCAUUCCUCACCUACGUGCUUCUAGACAAGUUCAAUAGGAGAAGUAUGAUCUUCAUUCUCACCAUCAUAAGUGGGGUUUCGAGUGUUUUAGCAACCAUGGAAGGGGUGAUAAUAAUGAGAAGGCUGCAAAUUGUGUUUGAAUUGAUAUCUUUCUCUUGUGCUUGCACCGCGUGUGAUGUUGUCCUGAUAUACACCACCGAGUUGUUCCCAACUUCUAUACGAAACUCUGCAUUGUCAUUGGUGAGGCAAACGGUGGCGUUGGGUGGUGCAUUUAGUCCGGUGUUGGUGGCAGCUGGGAGAGAGCAUAGGUUUUUAUGCUAUGGAGUUUUGGGGUUGGCAAUAGGGUGCAGUGGGAUUUUUGGAGUGUGUUUGCCAGAGACCAAAGGCAAAGCAUUUUGUGAUACCAUGGAUGAAGAAGAAAGCAAUUGCUACUAG
Messenger RNA from Glycine soja, 1548 nucleotides. Its product is annotated as organic cation/carnitine transporter 3-like. The transcript has a single exon. Gene Ontology annotation, biological process: transmembrane transport. Bases 1 to 1548 code for a protein of 515 amino acids. The record is from RefSeq and is a predicted model, not a curated record. Gene Ontology annotation, molecular function: transmembrane transporter activity. Gene Ontology annotation, cellular component: membrane. Lineage: Eukaryota; Viridiplantae; Streptophyta; Magnoliopsida; Fabales; Fabaceae.